AUGAUGCCUUUGGUAUCUCCUCCGCGCACGGCGUCUGCGCCUUCGUACCGGGCUUCGGACGCCACCCAGUCCUCGUAUAAUGUAUACCAAGCUAUACCGGACUUCACCGCGUUGCACUCAGACCCGCGGCCGCGUCAACACUUCGAAGAAGAGCGCUUCCCACUACCGCCAUUCCGUCCCCGACACCGCGUGCGCCAACCUCGCGGCUGCAACUUAGUGCGACCCUACACUUUGGCCGGUGAGAUCACACGCAUGGUGCUUUACAACGGAUGUAGCGCCGCGCUUAGCAUAACCGCAGCCUUAAUAGUCUGGGUGAUGGCAGCUCUGUCUGUCCUGAUGAUACCUCUCUGCGGUUGCGGUGUUUCUGUCUUUAACGGAUUACUACACGCAGUCUUCUACUUAUGCUGCACUGACGCCUUCAUCUACAAUGCAUUGGCUGCAUCCUCUGCGGAUUGUAUUGACAUGGACCUGGCAGAGUGGGGAGUCGAUGUUACAAGUAGUGAAUUGCACCCUUUGUUGCCAAUUCGAGUGCCCCCGCCAAUCGGAGGAGCCGGAGAACAAAUGUUCGAACCGUGUCCGAGAUUCGAGAGAAGUCUGGGGACUCCAUCGCCCAGAUCGGUGCUUGCAGUGGCCUAUUUUGGCUGUUUCAAGCUGCUAGUCGGCGCAGGACAAGUGAUUACUGUGACGUUGGUGCUGGGAGUUCUCGGGUUCCUGAUUGGAGAUAAACGCGUCCCAAUUCAUUUGGACACACUCACGGUGCAACAUCCGUUCGCAGUGUACACGACGACGUUCGGGUUGUUGCUGAUAGCGCUGGCACUGCUCCAUGGGAUGACGAGGGUGUCCAAGCUUGUCACGCGGUUCUUCUGCUGCGACGCUCUAUCCUGUUGCAAGCACCAAAUCUGCUUCCGUUGUCUUUCCAAGACGUGCUCGAAGGCUGUCAAGAACUCGAUUCUGCCAACGUGCUGGAAGUGCGAUAAGGAGAUCGCGUUGAAACAAGUGGAGCUGGCUCUAAGCCGCUCAGAGUUCGCGUCAUAUAUGGCGUGGUACCGCAACGAGGCGUCUCCAACCGCAACUUGCGUCAGCUGCGUCGUCAAGAAGAAGCGAGACGAGUUCCGAGUCGCGCCCUGUGGCCACAACUAUUGCCAGCCGUGUCUGCUACGAAUGUGUCGCUUAGCAUUAGGCGAUCGCGCUCUUGUCCCGCUGCGUUGCUGCAAGAAGGAGCUUCCUGACGACUAUGUGCGUGAAGCGCUAGAAAAGCCUCAGGACUACGCCAAGUACCAAAAGCUCGUGCGGGAGAAAGACUGGAAGGUGUCGGAUCUCCAAUCCGAUGCCGAGUACUCGGCUACAGUGAGAGCCAUGGGAGGCAAACAGUGUCCUGGCUGUGGUAUCGGCGUGCAGCGAGACUUUGGUUGUGUGCACAUUGCGUGUCCCAAUGGACACCAAUUCUGCUACACAUGUCUGCGGUUUUGGGGAUCCUGCAACUGCCCAUUGAUCCCGGAAGCCGAGUUGCGACAGAUUCUCGGAGAGUAGUAGUGUUUUGGCUCUAGUGUCAGUUGCAGUGAGCUGCAUUGCAUGUUUGAGGUAAUUGUAUGGCUCUUUUUGAUUGA
Phytophthora infestans T30-4 is the source of this 1607-nucleotide messenger RNA. RefSeq lists its product as uncharacterized. NCBI's taxonomy places the organism in Eukaryota, Oomycota, Peronosporomycetes, Peronosporales, Peronosporaceae. The record is from RefSeq and is a predicted model, not a curated record. The coding region runs from base 1 to 1530 and encodes 509 amino acids. The transcript is spliced from 2 exons.